Alternaria postmessia is the source of this 579-nucleotide messenger RNA. RefSeq names its product 40S ribosomal protein S9 (gene RPS9). Gene Ontology annotation, cellular component: cytosolic small ribosomal subunit. Gene Ontology annotation, molecular function: rRNA binding; structural constituent of ribosome. Gene Ontology annotation, biological process: translation; positive regulation of translational fidelity. The record is from RefSeq and is a predicted model, not a curated record. Bases 1 to 579 code for a protein of 192 amino acids. The transcript has 4 exons. Lineage: Eukaryota; Fungi; Ascomycota; Dothideomycetes; Pleosporales; Pleosporaceae.
AUGGCGCCCCGUUCCUACUCCAAGACGUACAGCGUCCCACGUCGUCCUUUCGAGUCCGCUCGUCUGGAUACUGAGCUGAAGCUCGUCGGCGAGUAUGGUCUCCGCAACAAGCGUGAGGUCUGGCGCGUCCAGUUGACCCUGUCCAAGAUCCGUCGUGCCGCUCGUUCGCUUCUUACUCUCGACGAGAAGGACCCCAAGCGCCUCUUCGAGGGUAACGCUCUCAUUCGCCGUCUCGUACGUGUCGGUGUCCUUGACGAGUCCCGCAUGAAGCUCGAUUACGUCUUGGCCCUCAAGAUUGAGGACUUCUUGGAGCGCCGUCUCCAGACCUGUGUCUACAAGCUCGGUCUUGCCAAGUCUAUCCACCACGCUCGUGUCCUGAUCCGCCAGCGCCACAUCCGCGUCGGCAAGCAGAUCGUCAACGUUCCCUCCUUCAUGGUCCGCCUCGACUCCCAGAAGCACAUCGACUUCGCUCUGACCUCGCCAUUCGGUGGCGGCCGCCCUGGCCGUGUCAGGAGGAAGAAGGCCAAGGCCGCCGAGAAGGGUGGUGACGAGGAUGCUGGCGAGGAGGACGAGGAGUAG